GGCGAUCAUAUACGGACGGACCCAGUCGGUAGUUACAGCGCAUGCGCAGGGAACUACAUGGUUACGAAAAUGCUUGUUACAUGACUAUUUUCGAGUAAAAUACAGUUUAAAAUCUGAUCAUAGAGACAGACGCUGUGAGACAAUGGCAGGAGAGGAACAUGAGGACAAGGAGAAGGGUUUCAGGCUUUUGGGGAUUCUGGAUGUCGAGAAGACUCCAUGUGCCAGAGAAGCUGUCUUGCAUGGAGCUGGAGGCUCAGUAGCUGCUGGUCUGCUACACUUUCUGGCCACUAGUCGUGUGAGGAGAUCUUUUGAUGUGGGAUUUGCAGGCUUUAUGCUCACCACACUCGGGUCCUGGUUUUACUGCAGGAUAAACAACGCCAAACUUCGUGUGCAGCAGAGGACGAUCGAGGUCGGCCUCAAGAACAAGGUCAUGUAUGAAGGGACCGUUCCAGACCCCACAAAGAAACUCGGGGCAGAAACACCAUCAGGGCCUUCAUGACCUCCAGCUGUGAAAUCCUCCCCUCCUCAGUCAGGGCUGGGAGGAGAAGACAGGGCACUGCCGCGGCCCUACAGAGACUACAGUUAGGUUUUUUCAAAUGACUGACUUCAGCUGCACAAAUGAUGGACGGAGCUAUAAGGUCCAUGAUUUUAUGUGUUAUUUGAUUGUCUGACCCUUAGAGCUGCAACAAUUAUCAAUUAUUGAAUUAAUCGGCAACUAUUUUGAUAAUGGAAUAAUUGGUUUGAGCCGUUUUUUAAAGACAAUAAAUCCAAAUUCUCUGAUUUCAGCUUCUUCAAUGGGAAUAUUUCUGGAUUCUUUGUUCCUUUGACAAUAAAGUGAAUAUCUCUUUGGGUUGUGGACAAAACAAGAGAUUUGAGGACGUCAUCUUGUGGUUUGGGAAACACUGAUUGAUAUUUUUCAACAUUUUAUUGACCAAACAACUAAUCCAUUAAUGGUUUAAAUAAUCAAUAAUGACAAUAAUCAUUAGUUGCAGCCCUACUGACCAUUAACAAUACAUCAAAUCCAAAGCAUGAUAUCUCAUAUUUCAGAGCCGUCCACGUUGACUUUUUGACUAAAGCUUAUCCUAAAAUAACAAAAAAAUGUUUAAGUAUAGAAUUGGAAUCUAAAUGCUUCCACCCAACAUUGACCAAGCAAAUGUACCAGUUGAACUGUCUCCCCCUUCAAACCUGUGAUGUGUGAUAUGCUGUGAUUUCAGUCACUCCUUCUUUCUGUGUGGAAGUUUGUUCUGCACACCAAUCAACCACUUCAUAGUUAAAGUGCAAAAAAACCUUCCCCAGCUGGAAUGGAGCCGGGGACAUUGCCGUUAUUUGGUAUUCAUAGACUGGCGCCAUGUCCAGCUUUCUGUCAAAAUCGAUGCAAAAUCAAUUCAUGCUUGAAAAUCGUUACUAGAGCAGCAGCUUCAUGUGUUCAAGUGUUGUAUCAGCCUUAAGAUUCAUGACAAACAUUGUUUUAUUAUUUAAAAGUUGAAUGUUUGGAAAAUAAAUUGUGUAAUAUUGUG
Centropristis striata (black sea bass) is the source of this 1517-nucleotide messenger RNA. Its product is annotated as cytochrome c oxidase assembly protein COX20, mitochondrial. Gene Ontology annotation, cellular component: mitochondrion; mitochondrial inner membrane. Lineage: Eukaryota; Metazoa; Chordata; Actinopteri; Perciformes; Serranidae. The transcript has 4 exons. The coding region runs from base 143 to 499 and encodes 118 amino acids. The record is from RefSeq and is a predicted model, not a curated record. Gene Ontology annotation, biological process: mitochondrial respiratory chain complex IV assembly.